This is a messenger RNA of Homarus americanus (American lobster), 2156 nucleotides long. Its product is annotated as dynein axonemal assembly factor 4-like. The record is from RefSeq and is a predicted model, not a curated record. Gene Ontology annotation, biological process: inner dynein arm assembly; outer dynein arm assembly; cilium movement. The transcript has 13 exons. Lineage: Eukaryota; Metazoa; Arthropoda; Malacostraca; Decapoda; Nephropidae. Gene Ontology annotation, molecular function: protein binding. The coding region runs from base 297 to 1730 and encodes 477 amino acids.
UAUGAAGCAAGGUCUACCGUGACGUCACUGGUUACUUUGGCAACAGUAAACAACAAUAUGGAGAAAGGUGAUUCAACCAUAAUGCUUCCUUCUAACCAGAUGUCCACAUUUUCUGAUGUUGGAGCGAUCAUCCUGGCAUUUGGGUAAAGCUGCCGGUGAUGCCCGGCAGACCUCCACCUCCUUGUCCGACAGAAUAAAGCAACUGUAGCUUCCAGUCUUACCCUUUUAUUGUCUUCUUCUCUUAAGUGAGAACUAUUAAGAAUACUGUAAUUUAUAAUUCUUACCUGUCUGUCAAGAUGCCUAUUCAUGUCACAGACUAUACUUGGCAGCAGACCAGUGAAAAGAUCUUGUUAUCUCUUGAUCUACAUCAGACAAGUCCUAAGAAUGUUGACAUAGUGACUACCAACUCCUAUCUCAAGGUGAGUUUUUUGCCAUACAUAUUUGAAGCAUUUUUGUGCCAUAUGAUAAAUGCAGACCAGAGCACGGCCCAGAUCAUGAAGGGACAAAUAAAGUUUGAUUUGGCCAAGGAAGAUCAUGUGCACUGGAGUGAUCUCUGUCUGAAGUUGAGUCGUGAAGAGAUGCAGAACAAGAGGCAAGAAGCCAUUAAAGAUGUUGAAGAGCAAGAGAAGAAAAGCAAAAGCAAAAAAAAGAGGAGUGUAAUCGCCGUGAAAGAUUUGCUGUCGCUAGAACAGAUUUCAGAAGAUGACAAAGUGCGAGAGGAACGUAAAAAGUUGAUAGAAAGAGAAAAAACGGACUUCCUUAAACAAACAAUUGAAGAUGACCCUCAGAACAACCAAACACAAGAUGCUACAAGUAAACCUGAUAUCCGUCGUCGGAUUAGCAGCAUGUGCUCUGAAGAUGGCACCGCUGUGGCACAGGAGAUGGAUUAUGAUGGUGAUGGUGAAGACAGUAUCUAUUAUUCAUCUACAGAGAACCUUCAUCUUAAGAAUGGUAAUGUGAAGAUUGAUAAAGUGGAUAAUGGAAAUCGUAAGCAACGGAAAUCUAGCUCAAUUCGCAAAGCAGCCCUCAAGGAUAAAGAAGAGAAAAGGAAAGAAGAGAAGAAGAAGGUCACUACAGUACCACCAGUAUGGGAGAAUUGUAUCAUUAAAGUAAAACACACGACCAGGGUCUUCCCAACACCAAGUAGAGAGUCGACUCAAGCAGAAGAACAGCAGUGGCUCACCUCCCAGUCAGUCCAUUCUUCUGCUGCUAAAGACUUCAGCUCAGAGAGCAGUGAGGAGCACCUCAAGAAGAAAGCAAUAUCUUUGUUCAGCAACGGAGAUUAUCGUGGGUGUGUCAAUGCGUGCACUGAGGCUCUGAAAGUCAACCCAUGCAUGUCGUCUUUGUAUAGUAAUCGAGCAGCUGCUAAUUUAGCUUUGAAUAAUUUACACCAUACCAUCAAUGAUUGCACGAAGGCUCUCGAGUUACUUACUCCACCCACUGAGGACAAUAGUAAGUCACGGUUACUCUGCCACAUCCGGCGAGGCACGGCAUUUGUCCGUCUUGGCCUUUUAUCCGAGGGUUUAGCAGAAUACCAGGCAGCUCACCAAAUAACCCCUGAAAAUAAAACUCUGAAAAAAGAUGUGGAGAAGAUACAAGCUAUGAUAACAACUUCUACGGACUCGGGAGAUUCAAAUGAGGAUGACAGUGGCUGUGGUGAAGAUGGAGUCAGUGUUGGAUUCCAUAUUCGGACAAGGCUUGGCGGGAAGACAAGUUACCUGGAGCAGUGAUUGGUCGGUGAGACCAGUGCUCAUUGAGACUCAGAGGGGGGAAGUGCUGCCGGUCGUCUCUCUCACCUGACACGCUGUUCUUUAAAGAUGAUGAAUCCAAUUGGUUGUGUAGCUGCUGUGCUGAAGACAGUUCGCUGCAACAAUGGUCGUCAGCGUGGGUCACCUUAUUGGCUGAGGAUGAUGACGACUUAAAGAUGAAGGAUCCAACAAAUGACCCGAGAGUUUUCUGGUGAACCGACUCUUACUGCACGGCCCUGCACCAGUCCAGGUUGGGGUACAGUCCAGGAAAUAUUAUUCUGGACUUUGUGGUUGGUGGUUACCAAGAAGCUGGACUGCCUGCUGCAGCUGCAGUCGUCCUGGACUGCCUGCUGCUGCUGCCGCCGUCCUGGACUGCCUGCUGCUGCUGCCGUCCUGGACUGCCUGCUG